Fusarium pseudograminearum CS3096 is the source of this 576-nucleotide messenger RNA. RefSeq lists its product as uncharacterized. The transcript has a single exon. NCBI's taxonomy places the organism in Eukaryota, Fungi, Ascomycota, Sordariomycetes, Hypocreales, Nectriaceae. The record is from RefSeq and is a predicted model, not a curated record. The coding region runs from base 1 to 576 and encodes 191 amino acids.
AUGUCACAAACAAAAGCGUCUGUUCACGAGCACCUCUUGGGUCUUUAUCGCGAAUAUCGCCAAACACAAGACAUUGCUGCCAAAGCUAUCUUCUUCUCCCCGCAAUGUCAUCAAAUAUGUCGUACGGACCCAUCCUAUGCAGCAAAGGACAGUGAGACUAUCAUCAAAUAUCUGUUCGAAGCUGGCCCUGUCCUUGAAGAUAUCUAUCGAAAAGCAGGCUGGCUCCAAGAGCAAACCCAUGGUCCCCCAAGGAGCUUUUAUUCGGCACGCCCUCUCAACAGCACCGAGAUGGAAGAUUUCGGAACCAUCAAGGAAUUGGCACCUGCUGGCUUUGAAUCAGUCGAGGAAGUGAAGAACAAAUCCAAGGGCGAGAAAUGGGAGGGGUUGAGGGUCAACAUGUGGACCCAAGAUGAGAAUGACAGGGGAAUCUUGGUCAAGGUUCAGUACUGGUGGCGCAUGGAACCAUUGGGGUCAGAAGAUGGUACAUGGAAGCAGAUACUCCAUGAUAUCAUGUACCUGGGACCGAAAGAUGGCACAGAAAAGGAUGGAGGCGGUGAGAUCAUUGAGGAAAAGUGA